Messenger RNA from Panicum virgatum (switchgrass), 1332 nucleotides. RefSeq lists its product as uncharacterized. The transcript has a single exon. The coding region runs from base 175 to 681 and encodes 168 amino acids. Lineage: Eukaryota; Viridiplantae; Streptophyta; Magnoliopsida; Poales; Poaceae. The record is from RefSeq and is a predicted model, not a curated record.
CUCGUGCUGUCGUCCUCUGAUCCCCAUCCUAACCUCCACCAAUAAAACAAUGGAGACCAAAAGGCACCAGAUUCCCUCCUAAACAAUCUUCAGAACCACUACUUAAACCCCCUAGAAAACCAUUAAGCCAUCAUCUUCUCCUGGACCUCUGAAGAAAAAAAAAAACCCACCGCCAUGGACACGAGGAAGAGAUCGUCGUCACCAUUGCCUUCUCCGAACGCGCCGUCCUUGGCCCUCCUGCUGCUGCUCGUCUUCAUCGCAGCAGAAACCGCCGGCCGCCACCGCGCCGCGGCGCAGGUGUUCUGCCGGUCGCAGUUCAACCUGGCCAACGAGGCCUGCAGCCUGCGCACCUUCUCCGGCCCCAACCCGGCGCAGCCGCUGCGGCUGCACAGCAACGGCUCCUCGUCGGCGUCCUACGAGCUGCAGGCGGACCACCACGACCACGGCCACCACGGCCACGAGCGGGAGCACACCGCCCACAGCCGGCGGCACGGGCUCGGGCACGGCGGCGGCCGCGACCCCUACGACACCGCCUGCUGCCGCCGCCUCAUGGGCAUCGACAACGCCUGCAUCUGCCAGGCCAUGUCCUUCCUCCCGGUGUUCAUGAGCAAGGUCAAGCACGCCAUCAAGCUCAGCCCCGUCCCCGGGUGCGACGUCUCCUUUGAGUGCGGUGCCAUCUAGUGAAAUCAAGCUGGCAAGGGCGGCAGCAUCGAUCAUCCAGAACCUAUUUUCCGUUCUUUGUGCCUAACUUUUGAACACAAUAAACUAUGGGAAAAUUCGAUUCAUGCCACCACAACUCCGUGAAAUUGGGUGUCAUGUUGAAAAUCAUGCCACUCAAUGGCAUGAUUUUCAACAUGAGAUCCAAUUUCAAGAAAUUAGAGUGGCAUGGAUCCAACUGACCCAUAAACUAUUGGAUACCUUUUUGAAUUAGAGCGUGGUAGCAUUAGACAUAUAUGUAAUCCAUUCACUAUAUAAACUGCAUUGGGAGCAAAUCAUGCAUAUAUGUGUUAUCCUGAUAUAUAGCUUUAGUAAAUGUUUUUGGAGUUUAAAGUAAUGUUCUUAAGAAAGUGGAACUCCAAUUUGCAUUUCAGAUACUACUACGCUUCCAGGGUAUGGUGUUGCAGAUGUGCAAACUCUUGUUACAACUUCAAUGUGUAAUGCCAAUAUACAAACCUUUUUCAAAAUCCAAAUUUCAGCAGCUCUAAUAGAUCAGAAGACUCAAGACAAAGAAAAAAAACGAAUGGAUAACUUCUCUUAGGACAAUUAUCGAAAGGAUGUAGACAUGCACAGAUGCUGCAAUGUCAGCUCUGAAAUUAGAAUAUUUACAUACUU